AUGGAGAACUGCACUCACAGAGGUGCACAUGGCAACAUUGUGGUGCUUCAGCUGGUUGUGUACAUCCCAGUGCUCGUUCUGGGGAUCCCACUGAAUGCAAUUGCCUUAUGGGUCUUCUGCUGCAAAAUCAAGAGGUGGACCGAGACCAAGGUGUACAUGAUCAACCUCAUCAUGGCAGACUCUUCCCUGCUCUUCACCCUGCCUUUCCUUCUGUAUUUUACCAGCUACCCACAUCCCAUAGACCGGCUGUGUUUAACCAUACAAAACAUCUAUUUUACAAACAUGCCUAUGAGCGUCUUCAUGAUCACCCUGAUUGCGAUUGAUCGAUACCUUGCAAUCAAGUUCCCUCUAAAAGCAAAGAUCCUUCGAUCCCCACUGAAGUCAGCUUCUGUCUGUGGCUUUUUCUGGAUAGCAACGAUAACUUAUUCCCUUUUGUAUCGCACACAUCGCGGUAACCAGGGCGGUUUUUGCUUUCAGAAACAAUCUCUUCUACCUAAAUAUUCCUCCUUAUUCUACAGCAUCUGUGGGUACUUUAUUCCCUUAGGGAUUGUGAUGUUUUGCUCCAUACAAAUCAUCAGAUGUCUAAAAAAGAAGAUGGCCACAGGCCCUCAUGAGACAAAAUUAUUCCAGAAGGCUGUGCAGAUAGUUUCUGUGAAUUUGUGUGUGUUUGCUGUCUGUUUCUCACCUUUCCACAUCUCACUGCUCUUGCGGUUUGCGGUGGAAACUGCUGGAGCUUGUUCUCUGAUGCCAGGAGUUAUAACCUACAUUAAAGUCUCUGCAUGCUUAGCAAAUUCUAACUGCUGUCUGGAUACAUUUUGCUAUUAUUUUGCAGCCAAAGAAUUUCCAGAGUUUUCUUCAAUGUUCCCCAAGUGUAUAUUUAUCAGGUCCAAGAUGAACCAAAGCAAGGAGUCACAGCCACCCACGGAUCAAGUGAUGAUAUGA
Melospiza georgiana is the source of this 942-nucleotide messenger RNA. RefSeq names its product G-protein coupled receptor 35-like. The coding region runs from base 1 to 942 and encodes 313 amino acids. The transcript has a single exon. Gene Ontology annotation, molecular function: chemokine receptor activity. Gene Ontology annotation, biological process: positive regulation of Rho protein signal transduction; chemokine-mediated signaling pathway; phospholipase C-activating G protein-coupled receptor signaling pathway. NCBI's taxonomy places the organism in Eukaryota, Metazoa, Chordata, Aves, Passeriformes, Passerellidae. Gene Ontology annotation, cellular component: membrane. The record is from RefSeq and is a predicted model, not a curated record.